This is a messenger RNA of Suillus paluster, 1122 nucleotides long. Its product is annotated as CYTH-like domain-containing protein. The record is from RefSeq and is a predicted model, not a curated record. Gene Ontology annotation, cellular component: mRNA capping enzyme complex. Gene Ontology annotation, biological process: 7-methylguanosine mRNA capping; polynucleotide 5' dephosphorylation. Gene Ontology annotation, molecular function: polynucleotide 5'-phosphatase activity. Bases 96 to 1070 code for a protein of 324 amino acids. The transcript is spliced from 5 exons. Lineage: Eukaryota; Fungi; Basidiomycota; Agaricomycetes; Boletales; Suillaceae.
CGUACAUCCCAUGUUGAUCCCAGGGUAGAAAGUUCAACAUCAUGGCCAGUGUUUGAUUGCCCUAGCAGCCAACUUCACAGUUUACUUCUCUCCACAUGUCGGAAGACGAUCGCUCUCAGCCUGAUGAUAAAGAAUCUCCGCCACUAAAACGAGCCCGCCAUAAUGACCACUGGUCUUCCGAAGCCGCAAAAGUCAAUCAAACAGCUUCUGUGCCAUCCACCAUGAACACAGCAGGAUCCAGCUUGCCUCCAUUGUCAUUGUCAAUCCUCGGUGUCGAGCCUCUCGAUGAAUUCAUUCGAGAGAUCGCUGAUUUCGUUCACCACAUGAUCAUGACGAGGCCAGUUCACCCGGAAGCAAAAGUCGAGGUAGAAGCAAAACUUGGUGUCUUGAGGGACCGUACAAGCGGGCAGCGCCUAAUGCUGCCUGUCCUUGUGGAGACAAUCUUAAUCCCGAAGGAGGUUGACGUUCGCUUUGAGUCCAAUAUGUCCCUUGCGCAGCACAAGCACUUCAACACUAUGCUCAACGAUCUGAAACUAAUAUCAUCUCAACCGUCUCACCCAACAUCUCCCCUCGAGUACACCCAUGUCAAGGUGGUCGACUCCUUCUAUACGUCAGAUGAUCGAGAAAAGAUACGCGUCACCCGCGAAGAGAAGACUAACACCGUUCUUGAAACGACACGGAAAAUAAGGCUCGGGGACCUUAACAUAUAUAGUCCGAAGCGGGCGGCGGAUUGGAGGGUCAGCGUGUCGCUCGAAGUUCCAGUCUCCCAUCCCGUUGGAACUCCAACCCACGUACGACGGAAAGACAGAAUAUGCUACUCGCAUGAGGAAUUUAAUAUCGACCUGACCCAAGUCCAUUCCAAUAAUAACGCGACACCCAAUGCACCGCCCGAGGUUCUUCAUGAGUUGGAGGUGGAGAUCGCUCGCCCAGGGCUGCUGCUCUCGACUGCUGUCAAACGUGGGGAUCCAAAUGUGUCAGAACUUGAACGCAACGCGUUCGAUGAGCUUAUUCGAUCAUUUGUCAAUAACGCCAGAAUAUUGGUGAAGAAUGCGAGCGACGGUUGGCACUAACGUAGCUACAGUUAAGUUACCACUCCGGAGAUAAGUAAAUAACAAUCAAGCA